Caenorhabditis elegans is the source of this 3486-nucleotide messenger RNA. RefSeq names its product BPTI/Kunitz inhibitor domain-containing protein (gene C34F6.1). The coding region runs from base 8 to 3139 and encodes 1043 amino acids. Gene Ontology annotation, molecular function: serine-type endopeptidase inhibitor activity; endopeptidase inhibitor activity. The transcript has 12 exons. The record is from RefSeq and is marked reviewed. NCBI's taxonomy places the organism in Eukaryota, Metazoa, Nematoda, Chromadorea, Rhabditida, Rhabditidae.
CGAAGCCAUGAGACUGCUGCUCUUCAUAGUGGCCUUGGUGCCGUUGGUUUUAUCACAGUAUUAUAUGCAACAACAGAUGCGACCUGUUAUGCAACCACAACAACAGAGAACAAUGUAUUAUCCAGUAAGAACUAAUUGUCAAAACAGAUGUAAUCAACAGACUAGAUACAGGUGGAAUGUCAGACCAACAAAUAUCCGGCCAAAUGUUCAAGUACAAAUUAGAACUAUUCCGUCUGCACCAGGUCCCAUUAGGCCAGUGGUUAAUCCAGCUCCACCACUUCCAACACUGCCAACUCCGCCACCAAGCACUCUUCCCCCAAUCACUUACCCUAGACCAACUGUUGGAGCUCCUAUCACAACACAACAAGUUCUAAUCACUGAAACUACUACUCAGCCACCAACUACAACUACCACUCUUGAAACUCCAGCUCCAGAAUCCACGCCGUCUAUGGCUCCAUCACAUACAGACCCCACUCCAGCACCGGAGACUACUGUUGCACCAACAACAAAGUACUUGCGUCCGGAGCGCAAACAAACAUCAAAAGCCAAAUACUUCAACCCAUGCGCCGUCGGCCAGCCACUUCUCAACGAAUUCUCCACUCCAAUCUCAUGCAACUACUUGAACCAACCAAACGGAGGAUGCCCAGAAGAUCACUAUUGUCACACAGGAGCAUCUUUCUCCACUACCGCUUGUUGCCCAUUAGUUUCUUCGGAAGACAGAUGUGCUCAGAGAAGGGACACUGGAGAGGGAGAUGAACUUGUAGCUAGAUGGUAUUUUGAUAAUCAGGCCAAAGAAUGUAGACGUUUCUUAUACAAGGGGAUCCGUGGAAACGCUAAUAAUUUUGUCACCAAAGCUCAAUGUGUGGAUGCAUGUGAAACAGAAACUGUGACUGAUGAGGCAAACCCAUGCAAAUUCAGUAACGCUGCUAAAUAUAAGAAUGGAUCUCGUAUUAUUUGCGGACCGAACGAUGAUUCAAUGUGCCCGAACGGCUAUUACUGUCAUAUUGGCGAGAACCCGGAACUUACUGCUUGCUGUGAGAACAGUGGACUAACCGAUCCGUGCUUACUCUCGAUAAACGUCGGACAGGGUAAAGCCCUCCUCAAGAGAUUCUACUAUAACACUUUCUCAAAGCGAUGCACAGAGUUCAUGUACAAGGGUACCAAGGGCAAUGAGAACAACUUCUUGUCAUAUACACAAUGCCAAGAAAAAUGUCAAAAGUGGGAUAACCCAUGCCCUGUCCCAGUUAAUUAUGCUCAAAAGAAGGAAUGUGGAAUGGAAAACUCAAAUGGAACUGAAUGCAGUGCCGGACAUUGGUGCCAUAUUGGAGCUUCCAAAGAAUCUUCAGUAUGCUGUCCAGGAGCUUCCCCAGAUCCAUGCUCUCUUCCAAUGUUUUCCGGAGAAGGAACCGCGAAUCUCACAAGAUGGUACGCUGACCCAGCAGAUAAGUCAUGCAAUAGACAGUGCAAGUCUUUUGCUUACAAUGGAGCUAAAGGAAACCAGAACAACUUCCUCACAAAACAACAAUGUGAAUCUAAGUGUAAAAGAGAAUGCAAAAAUCCAUGUGGAUCAGGAACAAUGCUUAUGACACCUACCAACGAGCCACGCACAUGCAGCCCAAGUUCGCCAUGCCCAAGCUCGCACUGGUGCCACGUCGGAAUAACUCCAGACACAACUGUGUGCUGCUCUGCUGUUCAGAAUACGUGUGAACUCACAAUGACGAAGGGUUACGGAAACUCUCAUCUGACAAGAUGGCACUUUGACAAAAACCUCAACAAAUGUGUCAAGUUCAUUUACAGCGGAGAAGGAGGAAAUCAGAAUAUGUUCCUAACACAGGAAGACUGCUUGUCAGUUUGUCCAGUAUUUGAGAAUCCAUGCGGCAAUGGAAAACCGCUCUUGAUUGGCACUAAACCAAAGUUGUGCUCUCCUGAUGAGAGAUGUCCAUCCACCCAUUUCUGUCACAUUGGAGUUGAAGGAUCGGAGAAUUAUUGUUGUCCAAAACAUGGUGACCCGUGCCAACAAGCAUUGGCUACUGGAACAGGAGGAUUUUCAAUUACAAGAUACUACUAUGACAAAGAAACUCGCCGAUGCCGCGAUUUCAGCUACGAAGGACAGAAGGGAAAUGCCAACAACUUUUUGACUCUUGAAGAUUGCGGUCUUGUUUGUCCAGUACUUCCAAACCCUUGCAGCUUGGGAGAACCACUGCUUAGUUUGCAAAAAGAACCAGUCAUUUGCGGCGGAGAAGACACAUGUCCAAACGGAUAUUAUUGUCAUGUUGGAGGUGCCCCCGAGACAACCAACUGUUGCCCUGGAACCCGUCGUCCAUGUGAUCUCCCAUUAGAGGUUGGUCAAGGAGUUGAGAAACUCGAGCGUUGGUUCUUUGAUGGAGGAAUUCAAAUGUGUCGUCCAUUUGUUUACAAGGGAAUGAAAGGAAACUCAAACAACUUCCUGACCAAACAGUCGUGCCGACAGUCUUGCAAGGAAAUGAAUCCGUGCGGUUAUGGUGAUCCGUUGGUUGACACCACCGGAGAAAGAAUGUUGUGUACUGGUGGACAGAGAGUUAACAGCUGCCCACAAAAUUCGUACUGUCACGUUGGAUCUAGUGCUCUCACUACGCUGUGCUGCCCUAAGAGAAAAAUCGACCCGUGUGAUCAAGCCGUAGAGGAAGGAACAGGAUCAGAAGACUUGCCAAGAUGGUUCUUCGAUCGCAAACAAAACAGAUGUGCUCCAUUUACAUACGGAGGAGUUGCUGGAAACGAAAACAACUUCAUUAGUCAAAAUACUUGUAUGGAAGCAUGUCCAGAAUACAGAAAUUAUUGUCCGCAUGGAAUUCCAUUGAUUGAGGGAUCAACAGUAACCUCGUGCGGUAUUGACAAGGGAUGUCCGGAAGGAUUUAUUUGCCACAUGUCUUCUGAGUUCAAUGUUUCCAUUUGUUGCCAGGACCCAAUGGAUUUCUGCCUCUCAGCUCGCGACUCGGGACCAUGCAAUAACUUUGAGAAGCGAUAUGGUUAUGAUGCGAACACAGAUACUUGUGUUGAAUAUCAAUAUGGAGGGUGUGAAGGAACAUUGAACAACUUCCAUUCUCUGCAAAGAUGUACUGAAAUCUGCUGUAAAGAAUACAAGAGAAGACAUAGAUUGUAAAUGUAAUUUGUUUUCAAAUAACUUUUCUCAAUCUUCAAUUGUUUUUCACUCUUUUUACCGGUAAUUGUCGCUAUUUCAUUUUAACAAACAACUAAAUUAACUCCCUUGAAAAUCACCAAAAAGAGUUCUUUGAUUGGAUCUCCUUGUUUUUUUUUGUAAUUGUCUCUCUCAUUAUUAAAUAUGCUUUCAUUUUUUUGUUUUGUUCCAUUCUUACCUUCUCUGAGUCGUACCAAGCUCUGUUUGCUCAGCGCCAUCAAAAUUGACCACUACCAUCCAUUUUUAUAACAAAGAUUUUUAUACAUUCAUUGUAAUAUUUAUUCAGUGUAAUUGAAUAAACAUUUCACCUU